UGCGUGAGUAAACAACUAAACAAAGAAACAAGUGAGAAAAAGCAAUCAAACCUGAAAUAGUAAUAAAGAAAUAAUGAAUAAUCCAUGCUCGUAUUCAUUAUUUAUGGUAAAAAGAAAUAAAUUAGAUUCUACAACUGUCUCACUGAAAUACAGCUUUGGUUGCAUAUCAAUGUCACCCCCUUCAAACCCAGAUCCAACCGCCACCACAACUUAACCACCAUCAUAUCAUUCAUUUUCUCUCUUUCCGUCAUCUCGUAUUCGCACUCACCUUAUUCCGGUGGUUGCGUUCUUCCGGCGUCUCCGUGUCCGCCGCGUUGAACAAGUAAACCACCGUCAGAACCGCAUGUCAGGAAGUUCCGUUCACUCCACAGUUCGGGUGGUAACAGGUUAGUUAGAUGUUUGAGAAUUGUGUUUCGUCACGUUAUCAGGUUUCCAUAGGUUGCAUUUUGUUAACCGCAGCGUUAUCUUGAAGAAGAUAAAAAGGAAGAGAAAAUGAGGAUCAGGAACAAAUACAGGAAACCGACAACUUUACCUUGCAAUGCAGGGGGCAGAUUUAGUUCUACGUUUGCUGUGGUGUUCUGCUUGUUAGGAUGCCUCUUCUUGCUUCAUUUGUACACCUAUGUUCGUCAUGAGGAAAGACAAGUUGUAGAGCCUCAAUUGCGUGUGACUCAUCAUCCCCAAUUCCGGGAACUUCAAGAGGUGGAAGAGGAGAGCAUUCAAGUUCCCCCACCAAAGGGAAAGAGGUCGCCUCGGGCAGCCAAACGCAGACCGAAAAAGACAACCACGCUGAUUGAGGAAUUCUUGGAUGAAAACUCCCAACUCAGACAGGUGUUUUUUCCUGGUCAUAAGAGAGCUAUAGAUCCAAUGCAGGCUGCUGGGGAUGAUAAGUAUUACUACUACCCCGGGAGAGUUUGGUUGGAUACUGAUGGGAAUCCUAUUCAAGCCCAUGGAGGUGGCAUUCUGUUUGAUAAAUAUUCAAGGACAUACUAUUGGUAUGGUGAAUAUAAAGACGGCCCAACCUACCAUGCUCACAAGAAAGGAGCUGCUCGGGUGGACAUUAUUGGAGUUGGUUGUUAUUCUUCUAAGGAUUUGUGGACCUGGAAACAUGAGGGGGUUGUAUUGGCAGCAGAGGAAACAAAUGAAACUCAUGAUCUGCACAAGUCUAAUGUGCUUGAGAGGCCAAAAGUCAUUUACAAUGAGAAGACCGGAAAGUAUGUCAUGUGGAUGCACAUUGAUGAUGCUAACUACACCAAAGCAGCUGUUGGCGUAGCAAUCAGCGACACCCCUGAUGGUCCUUUUGAUUAUCUCGGUAGCCAAAGGCCCCAUGGAUUUGAAAGCAGGGACAUGACAGUUUUCAAAGAUGAUGAUGGUGCAGCAUAUCUAAUCUACUCCUCUGAAGACAACAGUGAACUGCACAUUGGACCCCUUACCGAAGAUUAUCUCAAUGUAACACCUGUCAUGAAAAGGAUUCUUGUGGGACACCACAGAGAAGCACCAGCUAUAUUCAAGCAUCAGGGUACAUAUUACAUGAUCACAUCAGGCUGCACAGGAUGGGCCCCGAAUGAGGCACUGGCUCAUGCGGCAGAGUCGAUCUUGGGGACUUGGGAGACAAUGGGAAAUCCAUGCAUGGGAGGGAACAAAAUGUUUCGACUUACAACUUUCUUUGCUCAGAGCACAUUUGUGCUUCCGAUUCCUGGGUUCCCUGGUUCGUUUAUUUUCAUGGCUGAUCGGUGGAAUCCAGCUGACUUAAAGGACUCGAGAUAUGUAUGGUUUCCCUUGAUAGUGGCAGGACCUGCUGAUCAGCCUCUGGAGUACAGUUUUGAAUUCCCAUUAUGGUCAAGGGUGUCUAUCUAUUGGCAUAGGAAAUGGAGACUGCCACAGGGGUUGAGCAGCUUCAAAUAAUGCAGGUUCUCUUUGUACAUCCAUUGGUUAUAUACAGUGACUCGUAUAUAUCUUACCAUGUUGCGUGUCAAGCACUUGUUGGAACGUUUGCACACUGCUUGAAGAAUCGGACAUAGAAACAUAUACAAUUCUCAAUAACAUGAGAUAGUCUUGACACCUCUUGAGUUUAGGGUAAGUUGAGAUUACUUUGAGGGAGAGUAUAUACAAUGAGAGAUUAUCCACUUGAUUGGAAUUUUGCUGAUAAUGCAGUAUUGUGUAUAAUUAGUUGUGUAAAUGAUUCUUUUGUGUGUGUACUUUGUGUUGAUUUGUUUUUUUCUCCUUUUGUGAGCUCCUCGGUUACCAGCCACACCAUGUGGAAUUGAUUCACAUGCAUAGGUGGGGAGGUAAUAAAUUGGUCAUUUAAUAUCACAUGAGUUCUGGA
Molecule: messenger RNA, 2323 nt
Organism: Lotus japonicus
Lineage: Eukaryota; Viridiplantae; Streptophyta; Magnoliopsida; Fabales; Fabaceae
Exons: 3
Coding region: 493-1902 (469 amino acids)
Biological process (GO): carbohydrate metabolic process
Molecular function (GO): hydrolase activity, hydrolyzing O-glycosyl compounds
Source: RefSeq, a predicted model, not a curated record